Molecule: messenger RNA, 2286 nt
Organism: Cryphonectria parasitica EP155
Lineage: Eukaryota; Fungi; Ascomycota; Sordariomycetes; Diaporthales; Cryphonectriaceae
Product: general substrate transporter
Exons: 3
Coding region: 232-1908 (558 amino acids)
Biological process (GO): transmembrane transport; carbohydrate transport
Cellular component (GO): plasma membrane
Molecular function (GO): carbohydrate:proton symporter activity
Source: RefSeq, a predicted model, not a curated record
GGACAGUCACGCCCCCUCAAAGACGUUAACUCCUCUGCGGUGAUUAGUUCUGAUCUUUUCUGUCGAUCAGGCUUCCACCUCAAAUACAAUAAACCCCCUUCAUACUUCCUUCUUGGAUCAACACCAACCUCUUUUAUCUAUCCCCCUCCAUCAACAUACAUCGCUGCCUUGCGACGCGACUGACAACAACCACACGUGUAUCGCACGGUCAACAACCAAUAACAACAAAAUAUGUCUGCCACAGGAGAGCCAGCAAGUGGCACGUCCACGCCACCGAAUGGCGCCGAGAAGCACACUGAUACGGGCGCCGACUACGGCAAGAUCAAGGUCAUGAACUUUCGGGUUCUGAUUAUGGGCCUGCUCAUUUCACUCGGUGGUUUCAUCUUCGGAUGGGAAGGUGGAGCCAUCUCGGGUUACACACAGAUGGACAACUUCAAGAACCGCUUCGGCGAUGUUGAUGACGACGGCAGCUUGAGUCUCGGCAACGUGCGGCAGGGUCUCAUGGUCGGCAUGCUCUGUGUCGGCUGUCUGGUCGGUGCCCUCGCCUCCGCUCCCAUUGCUGACAGGUUCGGCCGGAAAUACUCCAUCACUUUCUGGAACCUCAUCUACAUCGUCGGCAACAUCGUGUGCAUCACUACCCAGUACCAAUGGUACCAGGUCGUCAUUGGCCGUCUCAUCGACGGAUUCGGCAUUGGUGCGCUGUCCGUCCUGACGCCCAUGUACCAGUCCGAGACGGCGCCUCGCCAGGUCCGUGGUGCCCUCGUCUCGGCCUACCAGCUGUUUAUCACCCUCGGCAUCUUCGUCUCCUACUGCGUCAACUACGGCACCGAGGCCAUCCAGUCUCCCUCUUCGUGGCGUAUCACCAUGGGCAUUGGCUUCAUUGCCCCCACCAUCAUGGCCAUUGGCAUGCUUGUCAUGCGCGAGUCUCCUCGCUGGGAGUUCCGCCGUGGUGGAGAGGCUGAGGCCCUCAAGACCCUGGCCCUCGUCGCCGGGGUGGACGAGAACCAUCCCGAGGUCCAGCACGCCCUUCACGACAUCCGGGAGAGCCUCGAGGCCGAGCAGGCUGGCGGCGAGCAGAAGUGGUACGAGGUCUUCACUGCCCCCGCCAUGAUGCGUCGUGUCCUCAUCGGCAUGGCCCUGCAGGCCCUGCAGCAGCUCACCGGUGCCAACUUCUUCUUUUACUACGGUACCGAGAUCUUUGAUGCUGUCGGUAUCUCCAACUCGUUCGUUACUUCCAUGAUCCUGGGCGCCGUCAACGUCUUCUCCACCUUUGGUGGUCUGUACGUCGGUCAGAAGUUCGGCCGCCGUAUCUCCAUGAUGCUCGGUGGUCUCUGGAUGUUCGCUUGGCUCAUCAUCUUCGCCUCCCUCGGCUCCUUCGCCUUGUACCCCGAUGGUAACGCUGGUGACGCCAACGCUCGGACCAGUUCCAGCGUUGGUUCCGCCAUGAUUGCCUCCGCCUGUCUGUUCAUUGUUGGUUUCGCCGUCACUUGGGGUCCCCUCGUCUGGGCCAUCGUCGGUGAGAUGUUCCCCUCGCGCUACCGUGCUGUGGCCAUGGGUCUCUGCACCGCCGCCAACUGGCUGUGGAACUUCCUCAUCUCCUUCUUCACUCCCUGGAUCACCGGCGCCAUCGGCUACCGCUACGGCUACGUGUUUGCCGGGUGCUGCUUCCUGGGUGUUCUGAUCACCUUCUUCUUCGUCAACGAGUCCCAGCAGCGCUCCCUCGAGGAGGUUGACUCCAUGUACAUCCUCGGCGUCGUCCCAUGGAAGAGCAAGAGCUGGAAGCCCCUCGAGGACCCCGUCAACUCGGAUAACCUGCACCUGGCUCCCGGUGGCCGUCAAUUUGCCAAGCCUGAGGUCCCGGGUGCUGGUCACGUUGACAACAACGCUGGUCCCGUCGAGUCUGCUUGAAAGACAAAAGAAAGAAAAGGGCAGGCACCAAGAAUCAUGUCUGAAUGAUACAAUGAGAGGAGAUGGACAUGAUUAGAAAGAAAGUGACCCUGGAAACCGUCAUACUGAGCUGACAAAAGGGAGCAUCGCUUUCGCGUAACUCGCUCCUGUUGCUCACGGGGGACCAGACAAGAUCACGACACGAGCACAUACGCAUAUAUGAAGGGAGGGGAAGGGGGAAAAUAAGGACGAGGGUCCUAGUUGACUUGUAUAUAUAGUUGGGUUAUUGGUCGGUGAACCCAUCACACUGCCUCCUGGGCGUUUUGCAUAUCAGAUACCCCCUACCGAAUGAUAUCUGACACAUAUUUUGUCACAAUGAUAAGCAAGAAUUUCUCGCUG